AAGUAACAUAAAAUAAAAGUUGAAUUGCGCAGUUCACCGAACUGAUUAAUAUAAAUGAUUUUUUAAUUUAAACAAGAUAAAAAAUAAUUAUUACACAAAUGAUUUAUUCAAAUUCAAGUUGUUUUUUUAUAAAGUUUCAACGCCAUUGUUAAUUUUGUUAUCGUGAAUCUGAUGUAAAUAAACCCUAGAUGUUUAUUUCAUUCGUUGUCCGAGCUGUUUCAAUCAUUUCUUUUGCCAAACAAAGUUUUAGUUUUGCAAAUAUGUCGAAUAGUAAUUUAUAUUUGACAAAAGCGCGCCAGUGCGUUCCUUUGCUAACCAAUGAUAUGCAUAAAGGUCAAGCGGGUCGAAUUGGUGUUGUUGGUGGUUCAUUUGAGUAUACGGGGGCACCAUAUUUUGCGGGAAUUAGUGCGUUGAAAUUGGGUGCUGAUAUUGUGCAUAUUUUUUGUAGCCAUGAUGCAGCCAUUCCAAUAAAAUCCUACAGUCCUGAGUUGAUGGUGCAUCCAGUUUUAGAUGAUCCAAACCAUUCAAUCGAUUUGAUUAAACCAUGGCUUGAUCGAUUGCAUGUACUUGUGAUUGGUCCAGGUUUGGGACGUGAUCCAAAAGUUUUUGCAACUAUUCGACAAUUGUUCUCCGUGUGUCGUGAACUAAAAAAACCACUUGUCAUCGAUGCUGAUGGAUUGUUUUUACUUUCACAAGAUCUUUCAUUGAUUGUUAAUUAUCCGGGCGCAAUUCUUACACCAAAUGUUGUCGAAUUCACGCGCAUAUUUGGCGAUGAUGGUUCUGAUUCUCAGAUAAAAAAAAUCGACGCACUUGGGCCAUCAGUUUCAAUUUUAAAGAAAGGUUUCGUCGAUAACAUCUACAGUGGUGUUAAUAAAACCAGCAAUGUAGUCAAUGUUGAAGGUGGCAAAGCACGACGGUGUGGUGGUCAAGGUGAUAUUCUUUCUGGAUGCACAGCUGUUUUUUACGCAUGGGCACUUCGCACGAUGCCCGGUGAUAGCAGUGAAGCGGCUAAAGUUGCUUCAGUUGGAGCCAGCCACUUUGUUAAAGCAUUAAAUACAAUUACAUUUGAAGAAAAAGGACGAAGUAUGACUGCCAGCGAUAUGAUCGAUCGCAUUCAUACCGUUUUUGAUGAACAAUUCGAACACAAAUGACGAACAGGAUGAUGCUUUUUUUGUGGUGGAAUCUACAUUUACUAAUUUUUUUUUUUUCAAAUAAAUCGAAUUAUUAGUUUUACUUAUAAAAAGCAAAAAUGGUCAAAUGGUUGGAAAUUGAAUAAAGAAAAUUCUUUUUGUAAGAUUUAAGUUGCAUUAUUCA
This is a messenger RNA of Contarinia nasturtii (swede midge), 1314 nucleotides long. It is a transcript of the gene Naxd, whose product is annotated as ATP-dependent (S)-NAD(P)H-hydrate dehydratase. The transcript is spliced from 2 exons. Gene Ontology annotation, biological process: metabolite repair. The record is from RefSeq and is a predicted model, not a curated record. Gene Ontology annotation, molecular function: ATP-dependent NAD(P)H-hydrate dehydratase activity. Lineage: Eukaryota; Metazoa; Arthropoda; Insecta; Diptera; Cecidomyiidae. The coding region runs from base 189 to 1151 and encodes 320 amino acids.